Castor canadensis (American beaver) is the source of this 3066-nucleotide messenger RNA. The record is from RefSeq and is a predicted model, not a curated record. Lineage: Eukaryota; Metazoa; Chordata; Mammalia; Rodentia; Castoridae.
UGUGACAGCUAGUGUCCGCGCGCUUCUGUGGGCGGGGUGGCGGGGCUGCUGGCGUCACGUGGGCCGCCGGGUCACGUGGGCUCUGCGGUCACGUGGCGCCCGCGCCGUCAGCUGAGGUCACGUGGCGCGUCCGAGCCCGGCCCGCUUCCGAGUUGCGGCGGCUCCGGGCAGGCGCCGCGGGCUCGCUGGGUUCGGGCGCGGCUCACCAUGCGCGCCGGGCAGUGCGCGGCGCGGGCUCCGGUGCUCCAGUUCACCAACUGCCGCAUCCUGCGCGGCGGCGCGCUGCUCAGGGAGGACCUGUGGGUGCGCGCGGGCCGCAUCUUGGACCCUGAGGAGCUGUUUUUUGAGGAGCGGCGCGUGGCUGACGAGCGGCGGGACUGCGCGGGCCGCAUCCUGGCGCCCGGCUUCAUCGACGUGCAGAUCAACGGUGGAUUUGGUGUUGACUUCUCCAAGGCCACGGAGGACGUGGGCUCAGGGGUCGCCCUGGUGGCCCAGAGGAUCUUGUCCCACGGUGUCACCUCCUUCUGCCCCACUCUGGUCACUUCCCCACCAGAGGUUUACCACAAGGUGAGGUCAGGCUCCCUGCCUAAGGCAAGGAGGGCCCCUUGGCAGCCAGCCCCUAACUUUCGGAUGUGCCCCCGGCUCUGGGCACCUGAGUCCGCCCUCACUUCUGCCCUCCUUCCACUUGAGCAUGGGGUCGUGGCCCGCCCCGGGCUUUCUCCACGAGUUGUCUGGCUGCCUGGUGUCUGCAGCUGUCCCUACAUUUGCUGUCAGCAUUCUCACCGGCCACAGAUCUUCCCCACCCCCAACCCCCACUGGCCUCCUCCAGGCCUCCCGGAGCAAGGUCUCCUGAGACUCUGAUUGCUACGACCAUUGUCUCUGGUCAGGCUCUUCCUCCCUAACCUGCCUGUGACUCACUUGAACACGCCUUGCAGAAAGAGCUGCUCCCCCGCUCCCCGCUGCUUCCCUGCGUUCUGAGCUACUUUCACCUGCAUCCCUCACCCUUCCACUCUCCUCCUUAGGACUUCUUUUCGUUUGGUUUUCUUCCCCAAGUGUUACUCAGGUUCUUAAUCUACCAAAGCAUUCGAGAGUAGGUUGCAUGCAUCGAGCCUUUCUUUCUUGAAAACAUGGGUAUUCUCUUAAUACAACCACAGUUUGGCGGUUGAGUUUGGUAAUUUAAUGCUGUUCCCCAUACUUUAAUGGAUCCCAUCAUUCCUGUUUUGUUAUUUGCCUCAGCUGGUUUUUCCUCCAGUACAGGAUCUAUUUCAGAAUGAGGGAGUGUGUGGCAGCCUGUGGGUCCCUUUCUGGGUGUGUGGUCACAGAGUCAGAUUAGGGAACCAUGGGUGAAGUGUGUGGGCUUGUGGUCCUGGCCUCCUGACUUCUGUAUCAGCUGGAAGACUUGGGACAACCUUAGCCUUUCUGAGAAUAAUCUUGUCCAGUUGUUGGGCACUGGGCACUCUUGUACAUGUUUAAACAAUCAAUAAAUGGCAGCUAGGGGAUCUUUCUAGAAAUUUCCCACAGCUCUCCCAGUAAACAGUCAAAUGUCAAAAAAAACAAACCUGUGGUCCUGCAGCAAAUGGGCACCUGGCUUUCCCAGCUGCUCUCUUGGGCUCUGGGUCCUGCCACAAUGACUUUUUAAAAUAACAGGACUGAGCACUGCCCUUGCCCCAGGAACAUUCCCUAGUACCUGAGGAGCCUCUUCUCUCUCCCGAGGCACAUUCCAGUAGCUCCAGGUGUCCCCUCUCCUGCCCCCACACCUCAACCACGGAGCCUUGCUCCUGCAGCUGGUCUGACCAGUGUGAUGCAGUUAGCCGGCUUCUUAACUUUGCUUCCUAAUACCUGUUGCAGUCCAGGUACCUUUUAGACUCAACUGACACUGAUAGGUGAAAGCCUCAGGAGGCAGACAGCAAACUACUGAGGGUAGAGAUCAAAGAGGGCUUUGAAUAUGAAAACUUAAUAUCACCAUUGUCUUAGAAACCAGAGGACACUGUCGGAGCAUGGUGGUGUACACCUGUAAUUCCAGCUACUCAGGAGGCAUUGGUAAGAGGAUCGAUGUGCCAGACUAGCUCUAGGCAAAAAGCACAGGACCCUAUCUAAAAAAUAACUAAAGCAAAAGCAGGAAAGGGAUUCUGGGGUUUGGUCAAGUGGUGGAGCACCUGUCUAGCAAGCCCAAGAACCUAAGUUCAAACCCCAGUAACUGCCAAAAAAAGAAGGAAACCAGAGGAUGCUCCCUUUGGAGACCUCCCCUCCCAUGCACCCUCCCUCUACAGGGCCCCUCAACACCAGGUAAAAAUGAUUUGUGAUUUUCCACUUUGCUUGAAGUUACCCACUCUUGUCAUCUAUGUCUGGUUCACUCAUACCCUUUGCUUUUUUCUGGGGGCUCCUCUAACCCUUCCCUUUGCUGUCAUUCCAGGAGGCACAUGUGCCCCUGUUCUUUGCUUCAAGUUCAUUAUCUGCUGAGUCAAGGUCAGGCACAUCCUCAGGGUGGCAGCCCCAUAGGACCUCCACAUUUGGAUUUUUCCAGCUGCUUCCCUGCCUUAAACGUGUCUCAUUCCCUCCACCUCCAGCCUACUGUUUAUCCUGUUUUUAUUUAGUGCUCUUGCUUUGCCUCUCAAAGCUCUGUUGUAGAAAAAUUCAGUCAUCUUUUUUUAUUAUCUCCAUGAACUUGUUUAUCCACAAUAACUUAUGGGAUAACAAGCAGUUUCCACCCUAGGUGCCAUCACUUUCAACUCGGCUGUCUUCUUAGGAAUUCACCUGCAUGUCUUAAAAAUUAUGCUGCUCUUCCUGCUUGACUUUUCAGUUUGGGCAUUGUCUGUUGCCUCUCACCAGGGAAAGAUAAGGAUCAUCCCUCUUAUCCACUUCUGUCUCCUCAUACUGUAAUUUUGAUUAGAUCAACUGUGUAACUCUCAUUGGGGAGCUAAGGGGAGUCCCACUCACUUACAUUUUCUUACUUGCCAACUCUGGUUUCCCUAGAGUUAAUGUUCUUUGCUUGGGGACGAGAGGUGUGGCUCAAGAGGUGGAGUGGCUGCUUUGCAAGCUCAAAGGAAGCCCUGAGUUCAACCCCCU